AACGCUUUUCUUUAUGCCGUCCUCGUCUCAACGUACCUUCCAACUCCUACCUUGCUUUCAAUGUAUUUUCUAUGUCGGACUGGAGUGUUGUUGCUCAGGAUACGUGCUGAGUAUGAAAAGACACUGAGAUCCGACAUUGACAAGCAUUGGCAUCGCCAUCAAUACCGGCAUUCAUUUUGAACGUUACGUCGCUUGAACGGUUUCCCACCACUUUCAUCACAGGACUAAGACCCUCGUGCAAUAUGCAUGCACUUGGCCUUGCAGACAGCCUGAGGUCCCACCGCACAAGCUUUGUUUCCAGGCUUCUAGCAAAUCUCGGGAGACGAAGAUGGUCCUGGCUGCAGCAUAGUAUUUACUUUGUCUGGAAUGACUUUUGCUGGUCUGGCCAUCGAGACAUUCGAGUUGGAAAUCCUUCUUCCAGACUUUCAAGUUUUGUGGUGUUGAUCUUACGCUGAUGAACGUGAUCUGACACAGUUGAUUUGCGGCUGUGCGAAAUUCCGAACAAUAUGCAUACAAGUACUGUAGUAACCAAAGCAGGACUGGUGCCUGUCCUCGCCCAGGUUUUCUUAUCCACAUCCCGUUCCUGUCGUCGGGCCUUCACUAUAUUCUACUGCUGCAGACCUCAGUGACCUAACAUUCAGGCCCUAGCUGGCGAGGAUGCUUGCGCUCUUCUCAUUUCUUUUCUUUCUAUCUCUCAGCCACACCUAUGUUGUUCGUGCAAUCCAAGUUCCCAGUAUCGUCCGGUCUCCAUAUUUCAACCUAUGGACUGUCACGGAUCGCAUGAAAGGUGCCACGGGUGGAUAUUCUGAUGUUAUCUUCGGCCAAUCAUGGGAUGGGUUGCUCUUAAUUAACAAUGUCACCUAUUUGUGGUGGGGCGAUGCUCUCAAUGACUACACCAAUGGCAGCAUGCUCCUCUACACGGAUGUAACACCCACGCGGACGAUCUACCACAUGAAAGCUGGACCUAUAUACAUGAACGUUACUGCAUUUUCGCCUAUAGAGCCCAGUGAUCCCGUCCGACAGUCUCUGCCGUUUGCGUAUCUAUCACUGUCGCUAGGGCUGUUCACCGCGGAGCGCACCAACGUCAGCAUAUUUACAAGUAUCUCCGGAGCCUGGGGGCCUGGGCCUACUACAGACGCAGAGGUGUUCCGCACUGUGAACACAGGAAACAACGUGUAUCACCAAGUUAUGCUGUAUCCGAAUACUUCAACGCCUCAAUUUGGCGAGCAGUUGAACGGCGGACUAACGAACGUUGUGUACGGAAUGCCUCUUGAUACGCCAGGUCAUAUCACUCAGUGCACUGGUGAUUCGUUUGACUGCAGCGACCUAUGGAAAGCAGCAGGAAAGCUCUAUGAUUUCAAUAGCACUAUGUCCAACCCAACUGUUUCGACAUAUCCAGACAGGAUGCAAACAGGGUUGAGUUAUGCUGUCGAUGUAACAGACGUUCUGGUUCCCGGAGGCGAACAACUACUUACCUUGGUGUGGGCUAUUGGGUCGAUGAGAGACCCUGCGGUAACUUACACUACUCCAAGUGGAGAUUCGCAACAACGGAGCUCAUACUUCAGGUCACGGUACUCAAGCGUCUCCUCAAUAGUUGAUUCCGUACUUAGCGACUUCAGCGAUGCCACGAAACGUGCGGACGGCCUAGACCAGAAGAUCGUCACCGCUGCUCAGAACACAUCCUCAACAUAUGCAGAGUUGGUGUCACUAGCGGCUCGAGCUGUCAUGGGUAGCACUGAGCUCACAAUUGCCAAUGGGACUGAUGGUAAUUUCAACACGUCCGAUGUCAAAUUAUUCAUGUGGGAUAUCGGUGCCAGCGCUCGUGUGAACCCCAUAGACACGCUCUAUACGGCAUUCCCAUUCUUUCUCUAUGUGAACCCCACGUACCUUGGUUAUUUGCUUACACCCCUGCUUGAAUACCAAAGUUCUUCGCAGUACACACUUCCGUAUGCUGCACUCGAUAUCGGCCAGCAAUACCCAAGUGCAACUGGAGACAAUCAACCACAUAAUCAGGGAUUAGAUGUAUCGGGCAACAUGCUUAUCAUGGCACUAGCCCAUGCACGCGCAACAAACGACACUUCGCUUCUUCUCAGACACUACGACCUACUGAAAUCAUGGACGGAGUUCAUUGCUAGCUACGCAUUGGUUCCACCCCAGAACAGUUCAACAAACUCGACGGGACAGAUGGUCUCGUCCACCAAUCUCGCUCUGAAAGGUAUCAUCGGGAUCAAGGCCAUGUCUGAGAUCAGUAGUACGCUGGGACAGACGGACGAUGCGAAAAGAUACUUGGAACGAGCAGCUAAUGAUUCGACUGUAUGGAACUCUGUCGCUUUGGCUUCAGACAAGUCACACAUUCUUCCAGAUUAUGGCGAUUCUGAUUCGUCGUGGACGCAAAUCUACAAUCUGUAUGCAGACCGGCUGUUAGGCACACACUUAGUCAACGACUCCAUUUAUGACUUGCAAAGUAAAUACUACCGAGACGUUACAUAUGGCGCACAACCUCCAUAUUACGGUCUCCCUGUAGACAGCACGACCGAUCUAGGAAACGCAGCUUGGACUCUAUUUACGGCCGCCUCUGUCACGGAUGUCACCGUCCGCGAUGUUCUUUUAUCUGGAUUGUGGUCACGUUCGAAUGCCACCGAUUGGAACAACCUUCCCAAUCUCUACAACACAACCUCGCCUGAGUAUUUUGUUGACAACGACGGGGAUGCGGGCCCGUCUACAGGUGCAAUGUUCGCUCAGUUGGCCUUAACGGUACCGGGAAUAUCGACGUCGGCAUUUGCCAAUAACACUGGGAGUGGUUUAUCACCCAAUAGCGAUAAUACCGGCUCAAACCAUCGCAGUCUCGUGGGUCCCAUCGUUGGUGGCGUAGUGGGAGGUGUCGCUUUUCUCGCAUUGUUGAUCGCAGCAUUCAUCCUCUGGCGACGAAGGAUGCAAAGGCGUGAAAUGGUUCCUGAUAGCUUCAUACCCGUUGUCAACGACCAACUUUUCUCGGGCGAACAUUUCUCAGAGCCGUUUGCUCAAUCCCCUUCGACUCAGCACCUCACGAGUCCUGUAAUGGUCUCUACCGUGUCGCCAAAUGCUUAUACAACCACCCCCUCUGGCAAAAUCAUUAUGCAACCUGUAUUGUCGGAGAAGGCUGCUCUUGCCAUGGCUAGCCCCGCGACCCCGCCAGCGACUGAAGUAACCAGUCUGUUAUCUCCCUCGGAAGCUGGAGGUUCAAGCACGACGGAUAACGCUCGAGAAGUGGAAGAGUUGCGUGCUGAGAUGGAGAGACUUAGGCAAGUGGUUCAGGACCUACAUGCCGAUAGGAGUGAGCCAUUACCUGGCUACAACGCUCAGGCUUGACGAAAGUUGGGCAAUAUGUCCUUGACAUCUAAAGGUUCAUUCCUUUCGUUUAUCUCGGGAUCUAUGAAGUACUAUUAUCUGAUGAAAUACCUAAUGGCAAUAUUGUAUGUAUUGUGCGGCCCUCCAGUGGUCUUACCGGGCUUGCUGUAAAUUAGAGGUUCAGAAUAUGAGCUGCGGUAACUGACAUGAGCGUCUC
This is a messenger RNA of Somion occarium, 3544 nucleotides long. NCBI's taxonomy places the organism in Eukaryota, Fungi, Basidiomycota, Agaricomycetes, Polyporales, Cerrenaceae. The record is from the annotation of a GenBank genome assembly.